CAACUCAAUUCUCAAAUCGUAAAUAACCCCUUUGAGGAUUUUUUUUCCAUCAGCAUCUAGUCCAGUCCAUCUCACCCGCACAAUUCCCUCAAAGCAUAUCAAGCUUCAAGUGAGCUAUAAGUCAGACCGUUAUAUACUUUUCCAUCUGCCUCACCCGCUGUUCUUCGUCACCCAAGAUAACUGAUCAACCCACUGUCACCUUAAAUAAUAAUUAUUUACAUCCUUACCUUCUCAAUUCCCUUCGUUCUUACCGCACUUACAUCAUAAACUUUCUUUAUAACUUUCUUCAUCAGUUUCUUUCAAGAUUCAAAUCAUGAUUUCCGAAAUAUUUGUAGCUUUGAUCGCUGCCUCUUCCUCUCAUCUGGCAGUUGCAGACGGCGUCAAGACUGCCACGACUGCCACCCUUACUGCUUCCACUGCCGCCUCUACACCAGCGCCCGGUCUUGCAGUCGCUGUGAACAACACCAAUAGUCUUACGGCUUCUUGCUUAUUAGCAGGUUCAUUUGGCGUAUCUGGUAACAUUCGAUUUACACUCGGAAACUCUUCUGAAGAGGUCGAUGUGAAAGUAUCAGUCAAUGGCCUUAUGGCUAUUAAUUCAACUGCUCAAUUUGCCUAUCACAUCCACACCAAUCCUAUCUCCGCAGACGGGAACUGUUCUUCAGCCCUUGGUCAUCUUGAUCCAUUGCAAGUCACUGAUGGACUUACAUGCGACCCCUUGAUGCCUCAGUACUGUCAAGAAGGAGAUCUCGCUGGACGACAUGGGAAGCUUCCAGGAAACGUGUCAACCGCUGAUGUGGACUACAGCGAUAACUUUAUCAGAUUUUGGCCUCAACCUUUCAGUAUCUUGGGCCGAAGUAUCGUUAUCCACGCUCCCAAUUCCACGCGGCUUGCUUGCGGUAACAUUACAUCCUUCGUAGAUGGUACUGCUGAUGAGAACGGUAACCCGACCGGCAAGCCAUCCAACUAUACUACAGACUACCCCACCAAGGCCUCUCCUCCCGGCGCUAAGGUUUCUCCUUUCAUCGGCACAAUGACUGAUACUGCAGCACUUGCUACCAUCACUCUCCCAGUCGCCUUACCCGACGUUGGUUCGGAACCCAACAUUGUUUUUACAUCUUCUGUUGUUACACGAACCAUCAAUGCGACAGUGACCACCUUGACCUUGCCAGCCGCUGCUCCAGCCGCGACUCCAUUCAACUACACUGCUGGUGCCACACUUCCGAGUCAAUCAGUGCUCCUCACCAUCAACGGCACCACAAAUUCUUCCACUACCCCUGGAAAAGGAGCUGCGUCCUCAGCGUCUCAAUUCAUCCUUAACCCCAUCUCCUUGCUCAUCCCCUUGUUCAUUGUGCUCAUUGUCUGAUCUUAGUUUAUACUUCUUAUGUGCUGGUAUCAUAUCUACUCGUAAUCUGCAAUCAGGAACAAUUUGUCAUACAUCCUCACCACCUUUUCAUUUUUUCAAUCUUUUAAUUUUCAUUGGCUGGUUUUUGUCCAUUUAUUUAUAACUGUGAAUUUCAAUUCUAUUCUAUCACAAGUUGACAAUCUAUAUAAGCUUCUUUUCUUUUGAUCUCCCUAAAGCAAUGCAAACAGUAUAAAUUUGCGAAGCCUUUGAAUAUC
Molecule: messenger RNA, 1617 nt
Organism: Melampsora larici-populina 98AG31
Lineage: Eukaryota; Fungi; Basidiomycota; Pucciniomycetes; Pucciniales; Melampsoraceae
Product: Cu/Zn superoxide dismutase
Exons: 6
Coding region: 314-1363 (349 amino acids)
Biological process (GO): superoxide metabolic process
Molecular function (GO): metal ion binding
Source: RefSeq, a predicted model, not a curated record